CAUGUCUCCCGAAUAUGCUAUCAAGGGUCUAUACUCAGUAAAGUCUGAUGUGUUUAGCUUUGGAGUAUUGCUACUAGAGAUUGUGAGCAGCAAAAAGAAUACUGACUUCUCUAACAGUGAUUCACUCAAUCUUCUUAGUUAUGUUUGGGAGUUGUGGAGAAAUGGUCGAAGUUUGGAGUUGACGGAUCCAACAAUAGGAAAUCCUUCCUCUACUUCUAUUCUAUCAAGAUUCAUUAACAUUGGGCUUCUUUGUGUACAAGAAAGCUCCAUUGAUCGACCUACCAUGGUUGAUGUCGUCUCUUAUAUUAGCAAUGAAUAUACACCUCUACCUAUACCAAAGCCUCCAGCUUUUUGCAUAGACCGAAAUACAACGGUUGCCAAUGUAGAAAAUUGCUCAAUAAACAGUGUAACUGUUUCAAUAAUGGAAGCUCGAUAG
Molecule: messenger RNA, 436 nt
Organism: Corylus avellana
Lineage: Eukaryota; Viridiplantae; Streptophyta; Magnoliopsida; Fagales; Betulaceae
Source: RefSeq, a predicted model, not a curated record